Hippocampus zosterae (dwarf seahorse) is the source of this 1474-nucleotide messenger RNA. RefSeq names its product sirtuin 2 (silent mating type information regulation 2, homolog) 2 (S. cerevisiae) (gene sirt2). Gene Ontology annotation, molecular function: histone deacetylase activity, NAD-dependent; NAD+ binding. Lineage: Eukaryota; Metazoa; Chordata; Actinopteri; Syngnathiformes; Syngnathidae. The record is from RefSeq and is a predicted model, not a curated record. The transcript is spliced from 17 exons. The coding region runs from base 168 to 1247 and encodes 359 amino acids.
CCGGCGGAUGAUGUUUUGUGACGGACAACAACACAGGCAAACUAGCCAGCUGAUGACGGCGAAGUACCCGAGUUGAAACCUGUCACGUCGGCGUAAAAAACUGUUUCGGUGUUUACUACGAAUGCCAUUUAGAUCCUUAUCCUUGAAAGUGUUCCAUAAGCGAAUAAAUGUCUGAGACAUCAGAGCCUCCAAACAACAAAGAAGAGGAGGAAACUACAUCUGAACCAGAGGAGCAAUCUGAAGACACCAGUGAGGAGGAAGCGGCUGGAAACUCUGAGAUGGAUUUCUUGCGGAACUUGUUCUCCCGCACCCUGGGCAUCGGAUCCCCAGAAAAGGUUUUGGAUGACUUGACUUUGGAAGGAGUCGCCAAAUACAUUCUGAGUGGCAAAUGUAAAAACAUCAUCUGCAUGGCUGGAGCAGGUAUAUCCACCUCGGCUGGGAUUCCCGAUUUUCGCUCCCCUGAUACUGGGCUGUAUGCAAACCUGCAGAAAUAUAACCUGCCCUACCCAGAAGCCAUCUUCCAAAUAGAUUACUUCAAGAAACAUCCAGAACCUUUCUUUGCCUUGGCCAAGGAGCUUUAUCCAGGAGAGUUUAAGCCGACAGUGUGUCACUACUUCAUGAAGCUGCUGAAGGACAAAGGCCUCCUAAGGCGCUGCUACACGCAGAAUAUUGACACCCUGGAGCGAGUGGCCGGGCUUGAGAGUGGGGAUCUAAUUGAAGCCCAUGGAACCUUUUUCACAUCCCACUGUGUCAAAUUCACUUGCCGCAAAGAGUACAACUUGGACUGGAUGAAAGAAAGAAUCUUUUCUGAUGAUAUUCCCAAAUGUGAAAAAUGCAACAGUCUGGUCAAACCAGAUAUUGUCUUUUUUGGAGAGAGCCUUCCAGUCCGGUUCUUCACAUCAAUGAAGAUGGACUUCCCACGUUGUGAUCUUCUCAUCAUCAUGGGGACAUCUCUGCAGGUCCAACCUUUUGCAAGUCUGAUUAGCAGGGUUUCAAAAAGCUGCCCAAGGUUGCUCAUCAACAUGGAAAAAGCAGGCCAGGCUGAUCCUGUGUUAGGUCUGCUGGGUUUUGGUGGAGGAAUGGACUUUAACUCGGACAAAGCUUACAGAGAUGUUGCUCAUAUCACUACAUGUGAUGAUGGCUGUAUGGCACUAGCUGACCUGCUGGGAUGGAAGGCGGAGUUGGAAGAAUUAGUGAAGCGAGAGCACGCCAGGAUCGACAGUCAGGAGAAGGAGGAGAGCAAGUGAAGUGAGAGCAAAGGUGCAAGCUCUUCAUCAGUAAUCUGAAGUUUCCACUGCAGACCAACAUGCCAAAUUCCUCUCACAUCCCAUGCUUUUGUAAAUAUGUUUUUUGCACUUCAAUUAAGAUAACAUGCUUCUGAUUCUCUCUGAAUGCUAAUAUGGUCUAUCGCAUCACACAGCUCUAUCUGUCGUCUGUACGGGUUGUUUUGACUUCAAUAAACAGUGAGAUUUUU